Entamoeba invadens IP1 is the source of this 1029-nucleotide messenger RNA. RefSeq lists its product as hypothetical. The transcript has a single exon. The coding region runs from base 1 to 1029 and encodes 342 amino acids. Lineage: Eukaryota; Evosea; Mastigamoebida; Endamoebidae. The record is from RefSeq and is a predicted model, not a curated record. Gene Ontology annotation, cellular component: membrane. Gene Ontology annotation, molecular function: serine-type endopeptidase activity. Gene Ontology annotation, biological process: proteolysis.
AUGGCGGAUAACACACUACUCCCUUUAUAUGGAACGUCCUCAGAUGACAAAGAAAAGGCAACAACAAUGGUGGACAUGACACAGACGUCCUCGUCGUCCUCUUCCGACGAUACUUUUAACUUCGGGACACUCUUCUUACCACAUCACUCGGAACCUAAAGACGAUUCUUUUGUCGACAUCGAUGGCUUCUUAGUCCCUUUUGACAAGAACGAAAACAUCAUCAAACGACUCAUCUACUGUAUAUUUCCCUGUUGUCUCCCGCCAUUUGUCGCUAAUUCGCGCCUCGAGAAAUACCUCCGCGCAUGCGUUUCAGUCUCUUUUUUUCUCUCAUUAACACUAACAGCCGUUUUCAUCAGCGAACUGGUGAUGUGUGGUAUUGGCACAUUCGCGGAGAACCCCGCGAUAGGCCCUUCCGUGUCUGGAAUUGUAAAAUAUGGUGCGAAGUACCCAUACGGUAUUAAACAAAGUUACGAGGCGUAUAGGCUCUUUGUCCCAAUCAUUCUAUCGCCAUCACUCAUGUCACUUCUUUUACAAGUGUUUUUCACUCUUCGAUUUUUCUUGUAUUUCGAGCAUCGAUGGGGCAUACUUAUAUUUUGCGCAACAUAUUUACUGACAGGAGAAGCAGGCGUGUUACUUUCUUGCGUGUUAAGUUGUAACUCAGUUGCUGUAUGUUCAAGCGGACCUUUUGCGGGGUUAAUUGUCGUGUUUCUGAUUGACCUUGCACUGACAGAUGAUCCAAGGAGGUUUCAUUUCAAACGAUCAGUGUUUACUGCACUUGUCGCUUUGUUAGUAAUAGUCUUUGUAGAACUGUUCCCGUUGCAAGACUUCACUUGUAUAUUGGGAAGUGUUAUUGUUGGACUGGCACUCGGCGUACUCUAUUUCGUACACUUAAACAAGUGGUUUACUGAGCAGCCACUUCUUAUGCAGACGGCAGUCUAUGUCUCUCUUGUUGUGUUUCUGCUGUUGUUCUACACAGUGUGCUGUUUACUUAUUUUCAUAUGGAUCGAACCUUUGGCUAUUUCAGUGUAA